CCUCCGUCUUUCUCCACUUUCCCCAUCUUCACAAAACAUAAAACCUAUAAUAAUAGUCUUAAACCCUUGGCUUGCUCCUAAACCCUACUGUCUACCUCUCCGUCUGCAUUCUUUUCGUUCUGUGCAUAAUACUUGCAACCAUAGAUAGAGAAAAUUAGAGGAAAUCUUUGAAGUGCUGAUGGCGUCGGUAGCCUUGAAGACGAACUAUCGGUGCGCGCCGUUGCUGCAACAGUUCUACACCGGGGGGGCCUUCACCGUUGCCUCCGACGGCUCUUUCCUCGCCUGCGCCUGCUAUGAUUCCAUCAAAAUCGUCGACGUUUCGAAUGCUUCUGUGAAGUCCACGAUUGAGGGCGACUCGGAGGCCGUUACGGCCCUUGCUCUCAGCCCCGACGACAAGCUGCUCUUCUCGGCGAGUCACAGCCGACAGAUUAGGGUGUGGGAUCUCUCCUCUCUCAAGUGCCUCCGUUCUUGGAAGGGGCAUGAUGGUCCUGUCAUGGGCAUGGCUUGUGAUGCAUCGGGCGGGUUACUUGCAACAGCAGGAGCUGAUAGGAAAGUCCUUGUUUGGGAUGUGGAUGGUGGAUUCUGCACCCAUUACUUCAAAGGUCACAAAGGGGUCGUGGCUAGUAUCAUUUUCCAUUCUGACCCCAAUCGUUUGAUCCUUUUUUCUGGAAGUGAUGAUGCAACCAUACGUGUUUGGGAUCUCCAAACAAAGAAGUGUGUUGCUACACUCGAGAGGCAUUUCUCAGCAGUGACUUCUAUGGCAGUAUCUGAAGAUGGACGGACCUUGAUUAGUGCUGGAAGAGAUAAGAUCGUUAAUUUGUGGGAUCUUCAUGACUAUGCCUGCAAGAUGACUGUGCCGACAUAUGAGGUGCUUGAAGCUGUUUGUGUUGUUCGAUCUGGGACUUCUCUUGCAUCCUGUCUUGGGUCAUGUAAAUCUCAGAGUGGCAAGAAAAGAAUCGGGUCACCCCCAAUUUCUUUUGUUACAGUUGGUGAACGUGGAAUUGUACGGAUAUGGAAUUCUGAAGGUGCAGUUUGUCUGUUUGAGCAGCAGUGCUCUGAUGUUACUGUCAACUCUCAGAAAGACGACUCAAAAAGGGGUUUCACGGCUGCUGUUUUGCUGCCUUUGGAUCAAGGGUUGCUCUGUGCCACUGCUGAUCAGCAUUUUCUUUUCUAUUCACCAGCUAUUUACUCUGAAGAGAAAUUAAAGCUAAACUUAAGCAAAAGGUUUAUUGGGUAUAAUGAACAAAUUGUGGAUAUGAAGUUUCUUGGUGAUGGUGAAGAAUUCCUUGCAGUUGCGACAAAUCAUGAACAGGUACAAGUGUAUGACCUUGCAUCAAUGUCAUGUUCCUAUGUAUUGGCAGGUCAUACUGACAUUGUUCUAUGCCUUGACACUUGUGUAUCAAGUUCUGGAAGAAAGCUUAUUGUCACGGGAAGCAAAGACAACAGUGUGAGGUUGUGGGAUAUGGAAAACAGGUCUUGUAUAGGAGUUGGGGUUUUCACCCAAAAAGUUGGAGUUGGUGUGGGUGGCGAAGAUGAUCAACGUGGUGUUGGAGCUGUUGCUUUUUCCAAGAAACAGCGGAACUUCUUUGUAAGUGGUAGUAGGGAUCUUAUGCUUAAGGUGUGGAGUUUGGAUGGUCUCUCUGAUGGUGUGGAACAGCCUACUAAUCUGAAAACGAAAGCAGUUGUGUCAGCCCAUGAUAAGGAUAUAAAUUCUUUGGCUGUUGCUCCAAAUGACAGUUUUGUCUGUAGUGGUUCACGGGAUCGCACAGCUCGUGUUUGGAGGCUUCCGGAUCUGGUAUCUGUAGUUGUACUCAGAGGGCACAAAAGGCAAAUUUGGUCUGUAGAGUUCUCACCAGUUGAUCAAUGUGUUAUAACAGCAUCUGGUGAUCAAACAAUAAAAAUAUGGGCUAUAUCUGAUGGUUCCUGCUUAAAAACAUUUGAAGGGCAUACAUCCAGUGUAUUAAGAGCAUCAUUCCUUUCUCGUGGGACCCAGUUUGCUUCUUGUGGUGCUGAUGGCUUGGUCAAGCUGUGGACGGUCAAAGAUAAUGAAUGUGUUGCUACUUAUGAUCAACAUGAAGACAAGGUAUGGGCCUUGGCUGUUGGGAAGGAAACAGAAAUGCUUGCAACUGGUGGCAAUGAUGGUGUCAUCAAUCUGUGGAAUGACUCUACUGUUUCUGAUAAAGAGGAAGCUUUUCGUAAAGAAGAGGAAGGGGUUCUGAGAGGUCAAGACCUUGAAAAUGCCAUCUUAGAUGCCGACUACACUGAAGCAAUUCAAAUUGCUAUUGAACUUCGCAGGCCUCAUAAACUUUUUGAACUAUUUGCUGAACUUUGCAGGAAGAGAAAGGCUGAAGAUCAGAUAGAAAAAACACUUCAUGCUCUUGGCAAGGAAGAAUUUCAUCUACUGCUUGAGUAUGUUCGAGAAUGGAACACUAAGCCAAAACUCUGUCACAUUGCUCAAUUUGUGCUUUUCCGGGUUUUCAACAUUCUUCCCCCAACAGAGAUUAUUGAGAUCAGAGGCAUUGGAGAACUCCUUGAAGGUCUUAUCCCAUACUCCCAGAGACAUUUCAACAGGAUCGACAGGCUCAUAAGAAGCACACUUUUGUUGGACUACACUCUUACAGAAAUGUCUGUUAUUGAAUCGGAAACUGAUGCAAAGGGUCUGAACAGCCAGCCUGAGUUGCACUCUGAUAUUGAGGAUGCAGAUGAGGGACCAUUAGCAGAAAAUGCAACUGAUGCAGUGCAGAAGCUGAAAGACAAGCAUGAGUUGCACUCUGAUCUUGAGGAUGCUGUUGAGGGGCCAUUAACAGAAAAUGCAGCCAAUGCAGUGCAGAAGCAGGCUUCUGAAGAGCAGAAUGAGAAGUCUUCUACUAAGAAAAGGAAGUCGCGAAAAUCCAGAGAAGGUGUGCGCAAGAAAGUUAAAGGGACGGCUCACGGGAAUGCCUCAGCUAUUUCAUUAGAGGCAUAAGACGCAAGAUUUGUAGUUUUAUGUUUCAGAGUGUACAAUUUUGCCUACAUACUCAUGUUCCCUCUUUUAUACAAGUAAUAUUAGAUUAUUUCUUGUUUAUUUAUACAUUUAAUUACAAGAUGAUUGAUUUUGCACAUAAUCAAUUUAGUGUUCAGGUGGUGUAUUUUAACGAUGACUUGUAUUGAAAAGUGAUUAUGAUGAUCUGUUUGUUGUCAAAUUAUUAAAAUGAUUAUUAGUGACUAAAUGCCAUUUUGAUUGUAUUA
Malania oleifera is the source of this 3228-nucleotide messenger RNA. RefSeq names its product protein TORMOZ EMBRYO DEFECTIVE. The record is from RefSeq and is a predicted model, not a curated record. Lineage: Eukaryota; Viridiplantae; Streptophyta; Magnoliopsida; Santalales; Ximeniaceae. The transcript is spliced from 14 exons. Gene Ontology annotation, cellular component: 90S preribosome; small-subunit processome; nucleolus. Gene Ontology annotation, molecular function: U3 snoRNA binding; protein binding. Gene Ontology annotation, biological process: endonucleolytic cleavage in 5'-ETS of tricistronic rRNA transcript (SSU-rRNA, 5.8S rRNA, LSU-rRNA); endonucleolytic cleavage to generate mature 5'-end of SSU-rRNA from (SSU-rRNA, 5.8S rRNA, LSU-rRNA). Bases 179 to 2965 code for a protein of 928 amino acids.